AGGUUAUCUUGCCAGGCAGAGCAGCCUGCCUCACAGCUGUGCGGUGCAGAUCCUCGCCCCCUACCCGCUCUCCAAAGUGGGAUGUCUCCCUAAGAUAAGGCCAAGACUUCUCCCUUUGCAGCCUGCGUGUGACUCCAGCAGCUCAGUGACAUUCCCUGGGACUUGACAGCAUGUUCCCCAUGGACUGUGUCCCCCUCCUCCUCUUGCUGGUCUUUGAAACUGGCCAAGCUGAGGAGCCCUGCAAGGGCCAAGAGGAGUAUGAGUGCCCCAAGCCCUACCAGGAUGUCUACAGCAAAACUAGGGAUGUCACGGAGAUUCCAUCAUCAGCAAAUCCCAUCAUCACGGAGAUGUUCUUUGUGGAGACCAGCCUUGCUGAAAUCAAGGAGGGCGCCUUCCAGAACAGGCCCAACCUGGAGAAACUUCUGUUUAUUGGCAACAAGAUUAAAGCCGUGGAGGUGGGAGCGUUUGACAACUUAGAGAAACUGGUGGAGCUGGAAAUCACUGGGGCAGAGCUAGGCGACCUCCCCUUGGGCACCUUCCGAUCUCUUCCUCGGCUGCAAAAGCUGAAUCUGCGGGACUCGGGGGUCAAAGGGAUCGAGAAAGGACUCUUUGAAGGUCUUGGGGACUUGGAGGAUAUUUAUCUGCAUUGGAAUGAUAUUCCUUCUCUCCCUGAUGGAGUCUUUGAUGGGCUUCCCAACUUGUCCUUUCUACACUUGGCCAAAAACAAGAUUGCAGGCAUCUCGAAGGACGUCUUCCAGCAGCUUCCUCGGCUGAAGACCCUCCGGCUGUACGAGAAUGAGAUCAGCGGCCUCCCAAAGGGGCUCCUGGACAGCCAGCGCGGCCUGACGGAGCUCAGCCUCCAGAAGAACAAGAUCCGAACUCUGCCUACCGAAUUGUUAAGGAAUAAGCCCAGCCUGGAGAAGCUGUCUCUGGACAGCAACCACUUCGAGACCCUCCCAGACAAGGCGUUCUUUGGACUGAGGAAACUGAAAGUGCUGAAUCUGGCUUCCAACCGGCUUAAAGACCUCCCUGGUCAGCUGUUUGGAGAGAUGCCUUUGCUCACGCAGCUGGACCUGAGCAAGAACAGUUUGCAGGCUCUUCUGGAGGGUGUGUUUGUCAACCUCACAGGUGUCACAAAGCUCACCUUGUCCCUGAACCAGCUGACACGUCUCCCUCCUGGUGCCUUUACAGGCCUCGACAAACUGUCGGAGCUCAACAUAGAGGCGAACAAUCUCUCAUCCCUGGAGGCCCUGAUGCCGCCUUCGCUGGCAGGGCUGAAAACCCUCAGGCUCCGCCAGAACCACCUGGAGAGCGUUCCUGUGGGUCUCUUCGACAACUUUGCAAAGCUCGCCUCUGUGCAUCUCAGUGAGAAUCCAUGGAGGUGUGACUGCCUCCUUCUCUACCUCCACCAGUGGCUGAAAGAUAAUCCCAAAAAAGUGAAAGACGACACAAAGGUAACAUGUAGAAGCCCCAGGGAUCUGGCUGGGAAAGUGGUCAGUUCGCUGGAUGAAAGCCAACUGAAAGCUCUGCCACUGAGUCCCAGCCCUUCUCUGAAACUGCUGCUGCCCCCUUUGGAAUGGGGAAGGUCAGGGGCCGGACAAUCAUCUGUUUUGGUCUCUCCGGGUUAUCUGCCUUGGGUUCUGCUACUGCCUCGCUUCUCCUUGCCCCUCCAUUAGAAAUCUCAGCCUCCGGGGGCGGCGGCAGGGAGGCGCAAUUGGUAGUUGGUAGUUAUUUAAUGGAAUAACUGGGAAAGUGCGGGCAGCAGCAAGCAGAUUUCAUCAGGCAGGAACCUGAAUCAUAGGAAGGUUGAAAUCCCUGUUCUUCUAAUAUUCAAUAUUAAACUGAGAAAAAGCAAUGCAUUUUAAAAGCAUUUGAUGUG
Messenger RNA from Rhineura floridana, 1879 nucleotides. RefSeq names its product carboxypeptidase N subunit 2-like. The transcript is spliced from 2 exons. Gene Ontology annotation, molecular function: protein binding. Lineage: Eukaryota; Metazoa; Chordata; Lepidosauria; Squamata; Rhineuridae. Gene Ontology annotation, cellular component: extracellular matrix. Bases 171 to 1676 code for a protein of 501 amino acids. The record is from RefSeq and is a predicted model, not a curated record.